AUGUCUGAAGAAUUCCCAACCCCUCAACUAAUCGAUGAUUUGGAACAACAUCCACAGCAUGAUAAUGCUCGAGUCGUAAAGGAUUUGCUUGCAGGUACAGCAGGUGGUAUUGCGCAAGUACUAGUGGGUCAGCCCUUUGACACGACAAAGGUUAGGUUGCAAACAUCGAAUACUCCGACAACAGCCAUGGAAGUCGUCAGAAAGCUGCUUGCCAAUGAAGGGCCUCGUGGGUUUUACAAAGGAACUCUGACCCCAUUAAUCGGUGUUGGUGCAUGCGUCUCAUUACAAUUUGGUGUUAAUGAGGCUAUGAAGAGGUUUUUUCAUCAUCGCAACACUAGUGAAUCAUCAACUUUGUCAUUACCACAAUAUUACACAUGUGGUGUCACAGGCGGUAUAGUGAACUCAUUUUUGGCGUCUCCAAUUGAGCAUGUCAGGAUUCGCUUGCAAACACAAACUGGUUCAGGCGCCAGUGCAGAAUUUAAGGGCCCUUUGGAAUGCAUCAAAAAAUUGAGACAUAAUAAAGCAUUACUACGUGGUUUGACACCUACAAUAUUGAGGGAAGGUCAUGGGUGUGGUACGUAUUUCUUAGUAUAUGAAGCAUUAAUUGCUAAUCAAAUGAACAAGAAACGUGGACUAGAAAGAAAGGACAUUCCUGCAUGGAAACUUUGUAUUUUUGGGGCAUUUUCUGGCACUGCCUUGUGGUUGAUGGUAUAUCCAUUAGAUGUCAUUAAAUCUGUCAUGCAAACUGAUAAUUUACAAAAGCCUAAAUAUGGCAACUCUAUUUCAAGUGUAGCCAAGACUUUAUAUGCCAAAGGGGGGAUAGGCGCUUUUUUCAAAGGAUUCGGUCCUACCAUGCUAAGAGCUGCUCCAGCCAAUGGUGCCACUUUUGCUACUUUUGAAUUAGCGAUGAGGUUAUUAGGCUGA
Molecule: messenger RNA, 924 nt
Organism: Saccharomyces paradoxus
Lineage: Eukaryota; Fungi; Ascomycota; Saccharomycetes; Saccharomycetales; Saccharomycetaceae
Gene: YMC1
Product: organic acid transporter
Exons: 1
Coding region: 1-924 (307 amino acids)
Biological process (GO): mitochondrial L-ornithine transmembrane transport
Molecular function (GO): L-ornithine transmembrane transporter activity
Source: RefSeq, a predicted model, not a curated record